AUGGAUCGAAGCAGCUCUCCACGGCGACGGGGGGAGAGCGACCUGGGCAGUGAUAUGCGCAAGUCUCGCUCACCAUCGGCGGCGUUGCGGAAAUCUUCGCCAAAGUCUUCGCCGGCCUAUGAGAUGGAAAUGGAGGAAGGCAAGCUAGCUGAAGGGGGCUUCGCAAACGGGGUCGUGUAA
Symbiodinium pilosum is the source of this 180-nucleotide messenger RNA. The record is from the annotation of a GenBank genome assembly. Lineage: Eukaryota; Dinophyceae; Suessiales; Symbiodiniaceae.